CUUUCCGUCUUGUGUCUCCGGAGUCCGCCUCGACACAGCUGCGGGUCGACCGACUCACUUCAACGAAGUACUCCUUCGGCGGUGAAUGCAAUGUCAAGAUCCGCAAUAAGGUAUCGAUCGAUGGGCUGAUCACGAUGCUUCCCUUGAAAUUACCCGGAGACCGUUGUGAACGGGCCGUCACUUCCUGCGCCAACUGCCGUUGCACCAUCAGAGAGCGCAAGACGUACUGGAAGUUGAAAUUGCCGGUUCUUCCUUACCCGUCGCGUUUCCCCACCGGAUGCCCCGCGUGCCACCUGCUCCUGGGCUGACCUCAGAUGGGGACGGACCCCAAAUAUAUUCCCCGUCGCCCGCUCUGAAGGAAUAUCUUCUCGGACGAGAACUGCUGUUUCAACACGUCUGUGAUUUGACCUGUUAAGAAUAGACACUGCGACUUGUAUCAUCUAACCUCCAGAGGAAACACCCAGUGACUUCACACCGAUACCUCGACAGACAAUACCAUGGCGUCCGGACUACCGUCGACUUCGCUGAAGAAGAUCCGACUCGUGCGCAUUGCUCAUGUAUGGUACAAGCACGAGAACAUCGAGGCCGCGAAGCAGUUCGCCCUCGACUUUGGCUUCGUGGAAACGGCCCAAGUCGGCAAGACAACCUUCUACCGCGGUUAUGGCACCGAACCCUUCGCUCUAGCACUCGAGGCAUCAGACCAGAACGAGUUUGGCGGUGCGGCAUUCGUCGUUGAGUCGGAGGAGGAUCUGGUGCACGCGUCCAAGGUAUUGCCCAAAGAGUGCAGGGCAACCGAGGUACACGAGAUGAAGGACGUCCCGGGCGGCGGAAAGCGAGUCACCUUUUACGACCCCGUCGACAGCUUCCCCUUCCACCUCGUACACGGCCAGACGCCAGUUGCCUUGGAGGACCCUGGGUUUCCCAUAGUCAAGUUUAACUUUCCCGUUGAGAAGCACCGCGGCCCCAACGAAUUUCAGCGCUUCAAGAAGCGGCCUGCGCCAGUUCACAAGCUCGGCCACUUCGGCAUGUGCGUGACCGACUUUGCCAAAUGCUAUGAGUUCUACUCGACUUACUUCAACUUCCACCCGAGCGAGCUCGUCCACAAUGACCAGGGCGUCGACAAAACCGUCUUCUUCCGCCUCGACCGUGGCGACGAGCUCGUCGACCACCACUGUUUCUUCUUCUUCGAAGGUCCCAAGAUGCACGUCCAUCACUCGUCCUUCGAGACGCACGACUUUGACGCCCAGGUGCUCGGCCACGACUGGCUGCGCCACAAGGGAUACACCAACUGCUGGGGUGUCGGGCGGCAUGUCAUGGGCAGUCAAAUUUUUGACUACUGGUUUGACCCGUCUGGCUUCAUCAUGGAGCACUAUGUGGACGGCGACCUACUCGAUAUGAAGGAGCCGACUCACCAUACAAAGGCGGCGCCGGAUAAUCUGCAUGUUUGGGGUCCCGAGGUGCCGGCAACUUUCUUGCAAUAAUUGGAUUGGGUCUGCGAAAAGAGCGCAACUAUCACCGAGUCAAGGGUGAAUGGAUGCCUUGUGGUGAGCAAGGUGGCCGCAACGUUCUUGGCUGAACGAUGUUAUGAUUAGAUAUGCCAUGAAAAUGCCACCUUUUCAGAGGGAUAUCAACUAUGAGAUCGUAGUUCGAAGGAUGGAGGUUGGCGCGUGCAUGGAGAGGGUCUGGAUGUAUUACUAUUGCCUUCAGUUAUGCUUAGCGAUUGCAGAGCGUGCUGGAGAUGGAAGUUUGGGGUAGCCUCUGUUGCACCGGCUCCUUAAGAGUUCAUGGGUGACGGUCGAGCUUAUCAGAUGUACCGCCUCCGUUGGUGAUGCUGGUGGACGAAUGGGACACUUCAGCUUUGUUCUUUGCC
Messenger RNA from Parathielavia appendiculata, 1870 nucleotides. Its product is annotated as Glyoxalase/Bleomycin resistance protein/Dihydroxybiphenyl dioxygenase. Gene Ontology annotation, molecular function: methylmalonyl-CoA epimerase activity. The transcript is spliced from 5 exons. Gene Ontology annotation, biological process: L-methylmalonyl-CoA metabolic process. The record is from RefSeq and is a predicted model, not a curated record. Bases 498 to 1481 code for a protein of 327 amino acids. Gene Ontology annotation, cellular component: mitochondrion. NCBI's taxonomy places the organism in Eukaryota, Fungi, Ascomycota, Sordariomycetes, Sordariales, Chaetomiaceae.